Molecule: messenger RNA, 1430 nt
Organism: Rhodotorula graminis WP1
Lineage: Eukaryota; Fungi; Basidiomycota; Microbotryomycetes; Sporidiobolales; Sporidiobolaceae
Exons: 4
Coding region: 11-1384 (457 amino acids)
Molecular function (GO): dipeptidase activity
Source: RefSeq, a predicted model, not a curated record
CGACCACGCCAUGCCUCACGCCACCGAGACCGACCUCUCAGCCACCUUUGACGACUUUGUGCGCGACACCAUCGCCCAACUCGACGUCGAGCUCCGCCAACUCAGCCUCGCCAUCCACGCCGAUCCUGAACUCGCAUGGGUCGAGCACCACGCGCACGACCUCUUGACGUCGUACAUGGAGGGCCAACCCGGCUUCGUCGUCGAGCGCCAAGCGUACGGCCUUGCGACGGCGUGGUCGGCCAGCUUCACCUCGUCCGCCUCGGCAAAGUCCGACAAGGUCCCCGUCGUCGGCUUCAACAGCGAGAUGGACGCGCUCAAGGGCCUCGGGCACGCGUGCGGCCACAACCUCAUCGCCAUCGCCGGCUGCGCGAGCGCCAUCGCGACUGCCCGCGCCCUCGAGCACUUUGAGCUCCCCGGCCGCGUCGUCCUUCUCGGUACGCCGGCGGAAGAGGCCGGCGGCGGCAAGGUCGUCAUGCUCGAGCGCGGCGCGUACGCCGGCUUCGACGCGUGCCUCAUGGUGCACCCGGGCAUGGGCAGCGCAGGCCAGCACGGCGCGGGCGUCAUGACGUCGUUGACGAGGGUCAACUGUGUCGCGACGUUCACGGGCGCGCCUGCGCACGCCGGUGCGGCUCCGGAAAAGGGCAUCAACGCGCUCGACGCGGCCGUCAGCGCCUACUCGGCCAUCAACUCGCUGCGGCAGCAGCUCCCGAGCGACGUGCGCGUUCACGGCAUCAUCACUGGCGGCGAGGACAUGUCGGUCAACGUCAUUCCGGCUCGUGCCGUCCUGCGCUACGGCAUGCGCGCCCCGUCGGCCAAGGCCCUCGCCGCCGUCAUCCCGCGCGUGCUCAACUGCUUCGCCGCCGGCGCCCUCUCGGCAGGGUGCACCCACACGGUCGACGGCCAGUACGCCUACCUCGACCUGCGCCCGUCGUCGUCGCUCUCGCGCCUCUUCAAGUCGGCCGCCUCGCGCUGCCUCGACCGGCCCGACGUCGACGGCGGCGAGUCGUACCAGAUCACGGACGACUUUGCACUCGGCGGCAGCACCGACUUUGGCAACGUGACGUACGCGUGCCCGGCCCUGCACCCCAUGUUCCUCCUGCCUGGCGUUCCUGCCGACGAGCACCCUCACUCGAACACGUACGCCGACGCCGCCGCCCUCCCUUCUUCCCACGACGCGGCCCUGCGCGUCUCGACCGCCAUCGCGCUCACCGCCCUCGAGGUCCUGCGCUCGUCCGACGUGCGCGAAGAGAUGCGGCGCGAGUGGCUGAAGGACAUGGCGGCGAUCGGGGCCGAGGACGCGAUGCGGGUCAUCGACGAGGUGCUUCCGAGGUCGGGCGACGAGUCGGCAGGAGGAGACUGUGGGUGCUCGCACGACGGAAAGUAGAGCCUAUCAGUCACUUGCAGUGUACAUAUUCUUUGGCGAUGCUCUC